CAGGAGUCCAGACGGAUGGACAAGGAUGGGAGCAGUGUGUGUCCAUCCAACUGGUACCAUCGUAUAGAAAAGACCUAACACAAUUAUGGGAUAAAGAACUGAACCUCUUUUCAUCACUCCCUGCAUGGACCCCAGAACGUGUCCGGCUGCCAGAAUGAAGCGGAAGGUGCUGGAGAGCAGAGCGAGCAGUUAGACGCUCCAGAUGCUGGUCUUCAAUGGAUAAGAGCGUGAUCAAAUUCAGUCACUGUGAAAAAGAUAUUUUUUGCUUCUUUGUGCCAGAGGAAUGCCCAGAGUGUGGCACAAGCUUUAGUGGGAGAAGGCUAGAGGAGGCACCCAUCAGCAUCCCGAACCCCUUCACCAACGGCCACAAAACACCCUGUGCUUUCCUCAUCGCUCCAGCUGAGGACAACACACUCAGAGAAUAUGAUGGUGGAUCAGACCUGCAUACUGGAAUUACUGACACAAACGGUGUUGUGUAUAAUUACACUAAGUCUGGUGUGCGGAGAGACCGUGAAGGCUGGGAACACUGCAUCAGCAUCAUGUUAGUCCAGCCUGACAUGUACAAUCUCAUCAAUCAGUGGGAUCAGUAUCUAGAGAAAUUCUCCUCAGCCCAGAUGUGGGAUCCACUAUGGCAAAGCUUUAAUGAGGAGAACCACAACUGCUACAGCUACACGCUGAUGUUUAUAAACUGCGUGCUGGCCAUGCAAUCCAAACGAGCGCUCAGCAAAGAUGAGUUCACGCAGACUUUCAUUCUGCCACGUGUCAAAAGGGCAUCCAAGUACACCAUGUUGUGUCAGAAGAUCUCCCAGAACCAUUUCUUUAUUUUGGACAGUCCAAAGAGAAACUCGCAGGAAGGACAGAAUGACGAAGACAAAGAUGGGAAGUCUUAAUUCGAGUUUGUCCAUGCUGAUUCAAAUCUUUUGUUUGUGUCUCAAUGACAGAAAAAUUAUAUUGAAUCUUUUAACUAAUAAUAUAAACAUGUUAAAUGAUUCAUGUCAGAAGCCUUCUCAUGGUUCUUGUAUUAAAACAGUCAUGACUUUCUAUGUAUAUUCUUGUCUGAAAUUCUACAUAUAAAACGUACCGGAGGACUCACUAUACAAUCACUCAGGCAACACAAGCCGAUACCUUUGGCUUUUAUUGAUGUGUCUGUAAAGAAAUAGAGUCGAUUGUGUAAAAUUUUACAUAUUCAAUUUGAAUUCUAAUAUCGUAAUAAAACAAUGCCCUUGUCUAUAGUC
Tachysurus fulvidraco (yellow catfish) is the source of this 1235-nucleotide messenger RNA. It is a transcript of the gene mkrn2os.2, whose product is annotated as MKRN2 opposite strand, tandem duplicate 2. The record is from RefSeq and is a predicted model, not a curated record. The coding region runs from base 216 to 890 and encodes 224 amino acids. The transcript is spliced from 5 exons. NCBI's taxonomy places the organism in Eukaryota, Metazoa, Chordata, Actinopteri, Siluriformes, Bagridae.